AUCGGCAAAGAAAUAUCAGGCUAUCGCCAUUUCUCCCCGGUGCUUCCAGGAUCUUUCAGCGCCUAGUCUUCGUGAUAUCUUAAGCAGAAGUCUCACUUUUACAUAUCAAAAUGGCAAAAAAGGUUCUCGCCAAGGACCAAUUCGUCAAACUCAUCGUCGGCGCCGGUCAAGCGAGUCCGAGUCCCCCUGUCGGUCCUGCAUUGGGAAGUAAAGGUGUAAAAAGUAUGGAUUUUUGCAAGGAGUUCAACGCCAGAACUGCAAACAUUGAACCCGGUACCCCCAUCCCAGCCUACAUCACCAUCCGCCCUGAUCGCUCAUUUGCCUUCGAACUGCGAACGCCUACUACAUCAUGGCUUUUACUGCAAGCAUCCGGAGUAGCACCGCGCAAGGGCCGACUCCGUGGAGCUCAAAAUCCAGGUACUGAAGUGAUCGGAUCAGUGACUCUCAAACACGUUUAUGAGAUUGCCAAAAUUAAGCAAUCUGAGUUGAGGCUAUCGGGAUUGAGUCUGGAAGGCUUGUGCAAGAGUGUUAUUGCUCAGGCCAAGUCAAUUGGCCUGAAGGUUGUGAAUUAGGUCUUGUCGUUAUGAUAUAGCCAUUCCUUCCGUUACAUUUAUUGUUUGCAUAUGCGCUGGCGUUCAGGGAUGUCUCACAUUUAUACGAAAUCUGUAUUAUAGUCUGGAGACUUUGAGGUAUGCUUUGGUAUAUAUCUAGAGUUGGCAAAAUGUUGUUUCCGAGCUGUCAUACCAUGUAUACUAUUUGACUUCUCAUGUUUUUAUUCGCCCAAAAGAAGCACUGAACUAUCUGCAGUCACCAACCCUCUCCAAUCCAGGUGGCCUUCUAUUAC
This is a messenger RNA of Talaromyces stipitatus ATCC 10500, 844 nucleotides long. RefSeq names its product mitochondrial 54S ribosomal protein YmL19. The transcript is spliced from 2 exons. NCBI's taxonomy places the organism in Eukaryota, Fungi, Ascomycota, Eurotiomycetes, Eurotiales, Trichocomaceae. Gene Ontology annotation, molecular function: large ribosomal subunit rRNA binding; structural constituent of ribosome. Gene Ontology annotation, biological process: translation. The record is from RefSeq and is a predicted model, not a curated record. Bases 111 to 572 code for a protein of 153 amino acids. Gene Ontology annotation, cellular component: ribosome; mitochondrial large ribosomal subunit.